UAGAUGUAUCAUAAACGUGCUGAAAAAAAAUACAGUGAUCAAAUUUGAAACUGAUUAGUUUUAUUGGCGUAGUUUGUUGCCGCAAAAUAUUUAAAUAGUUGUGAACAAUGAAAGAGCGGUAUUAAGACGUUUAAACAGAGGAUAUUGACAUUGAUGUGACAAUUUGACAGUCCUUCACUGAAUCUGUAAACAUUGAGAAGAAUUUCAAAAUGACAAGCAAUUUAAGUAUUUCAACGUUCCAAUUAAUACUUCUGAUUUUACAUGCCAGCACGGGUACCCCAUAUCACACAGAAGAACUAACCCAAUCUGCUCCCAAAAGACCCACUGCAGUUCGAGGCACGGUUGAUUUUAAAAAUGUUACAAUAGAUCUUUCUGGAAACAAUGACUUAAUAUUCGACUAUUACAAAAUUCAGUACAACAAUAAAACUGAGAGAAUAUUUAAUCGCACUGAAGAGAGAGCAGUAUUAUCAGAACUAACGCCUGGCACUCGAUACACUUUCGAGGUUUACACAGUUCUUACUGGAAUUACGAGUGACGGGUUUUCUACAAUAACAACAUUUACACGUCCAGCAGAAGUUGCGUAUGUAUUUAUUGCCAACACGACUAACGACUCUAUAACAAUUGAAUGGAUACAGCCUAAAGAAGGAUAUGCAGACAACUACACUGUCAACUUUGCAUGUAAAAGCCCAAAUGUAAAUGCAACACUAAAGGAAAACCAAACUUAUACAGAGACGGCAUUGUACUCAACCGCAAAAUAUCUAGAUCCCGGAACAAACUGUAGUGUCAGUAUUACAACUAAUAUUGGAGAUCAGGUCGGCAAACCACUACAAGUUCAGCUAAAUGCGACUUCAAAAGAAACAGCGCCUGAAAAUGUUGAAAUAUCAGACACAAAGACUGAUAAAAGAAACUUAACUGUGUCCUGGAGUAAGCCUUUAAAUCCUAAUGGAAUCGUGCGAAAGUACCAAUUUCUUGUUGUUGAUAUGUUCAUGCCUGAACAUUGCCUGAAAGCAAAUUAUACAUAUUUAUGCAAACAUGAUGUGUGCAAAGAUGACGAUAACUACGAAUGCCAGUAUGGUAUUCUACGGGAAAAUCACAAACUUCGUAACAUUUUCGUUAAUAGAAAUCUUUCUACGAUGUAG
Molecule: messenger RNA, 1139 nt
Organism: Mercenaria mercenaria
Lineage: Eukaryota; Metazoa; Mollusca; Bivalvia; Venerida; Veneridae
Product: receptor-type tyrosine-protein phosphatase S-like
Exons: 7
Coding region: 210-1139 (309 amino acids)
Molecular function (GO): protein binding
Source: RefSeq, a predicted model, not a curated record